ACUACCCCACGAAAAAAAAACCCCAAAAACAUCGCUUCCGCCGCAGAUCUGAUCCAAAACUUUCACAUUUCUUCACCUCCAUUGCAAAAUCCUUGAAGAAAAACAAAACCUUCUAACAAGUUCACCAUGCUUUACUGCCAAAGACCCACUUCCAAAUUCCUUCUUCUCACCUUUGUCCUACUACUCUCUUCUUCCAUAAACGUCAAUGCCUCUGAUCCCACCAGCUCUGAAGCGGAUUCCGAUGAACUUGAACAGCUUUUAGCCCUGGAUGAACAAGAAGAUCACCUACACCAUGACCAAGAGUCUAUCAGUAGAUUUUCAGAAGCUGAGGUGUUAAGUAAAGCACAAAGGAUAGUUCUUGAACUCAACAGUGAUAUUUCCAAGAGGGUCAUUGAUGAGAACGAGUUUGUUUUGCUUUUGGGGUAUGCUCCUUGGUGUGUGAGGAGUGCUGAACUUAUGCCCCAGUUCGCUGAAGCUGCUACUUCUUUGAAGGAAUUGGGAAGUCCAAUUGUGAUGGCCAAGCUUGAUGCUGAAAGAUACCCCAAGGUGGCUUCUUUGCUUGAUAUUAAAGGAUUUCCUACGCUGCUUUUAUUUGUUAAUGGCACUCCUCAAACUUAUACUGGUGGAUUUUCAGCGGAAGAAAUAGUGAUAUGGGCUAGGAAGAAGACCGGUGUGCCUGUCAUUAGAAUAAGCACAGUGAACGAGGCAGAAUAUUUUCUUAAGAAGUACCAUAUGUUUGUGAUUGGCCAUUUUGAGAAAUUUGGGGGAUCUGAUUAUGAGGCAUUUGUAAAGGCAGCAAUGUCUGACAAUGAAAUCCAGUUUGCUGAAACAAACAACAUUGAGGUUGCAAAAGUUCUCUACCCUGAUAUAAAAGCUACUAAUUUCCUUGGGAUUGUUAAAAGUGAACCGGAAAGAUACACUGCUUAUGGAGGUACCUUUGAGAUGGAUAACAUUUUGCAGUUUCUGGACUACAACAAGUUUCCGUUGGUUACUAAAUUGACUGAACUAAAUUCCGUCAGAGUUUACUCCAGUCCUGUCAAGCUUCAGGUUUAUGUCUUUGCAAAAGCAGAUGAUUUCAAGACUCUUCUUGAGCCUCUUCAAGAAGUUGCAAGAAAGUUCAUAACAAAGUUAAUGUUUAUUUAUAUCGACAUCCUGGAUGAAAACCUUGCAAAGCCCUUCUUGACCUUGUUUGGGCUUGAGGAAUCAAAGAACACUUUGGUGACUGCAUUUGAUAACAAAGGCACCUCGAAGUACUUGUUGCAGUCCGAUCCAACCCAAAGAAACAUUGAAGAGUUUUGCUCGGGGCUUUUGGAUGGUUCUAUCUCAACAUACUUCAAAUCACAGCCAAUACCAGAUAAUAAUAAUGCGAGUGUACUAGCUGUCGUGGGAAAGACAUUUGAUGACUUGGUGUUGAACAGUUCCAAGAAUGUUCUUUUAGAGGUAUAUACACCGUGGUGCAUCAAUUGUGAGACCACAAGCAAGCAGGUUGAGAAAUUGGCUAAGCAUUUUAAAGGUUUGGACAAUCUGGUUUUUGCGAAGAUUGAUGCUUCUGCUAAUGAACAUCCCAAACUUCAGGUCGAUGACUACCCGUCACUCUUUUUGUACAAGGCCGGUGACAAAGACAAUCCGAUCAAACUUUCAACAAAAUCUGGUUCAAAAGAACUAGCAGCCUUCAUUAACAAACAAGUGAGACCCAAAGAUCAAGCGGCCAAGGAUGAAUUAUAGGGAAUAUAUAGCGAAGAAAACCUAAAUACUUUUAUGGCAGCCCUCAAGGCCUCCCAAAAUUAAAGGGAAAAAGGAGCACUAAGUGAGGGUGUUGGAAAGUUGGAUUGUAUUAAUUUGACUAAUUGAUGCGUAUGGAACUUAUUGUUAAGGCAACAA
Messenger RNA from Hibiscus syriacus, 1881 nucleotides. RefSeq names its product protein disulfide isomerase-like 1-6. The record is from RefSeq and is a predicted model, not a curated record. The transcript has 12 exons. Gene Ontology annotation, molecular function: protein disulfide isomerase activity. The coding region runs from base 127 to 1725 and encodes 532 amino acids. Gene Ontology annotation, cellular component: endoplasmic reticulum. Gene Ontology annotation, biological process: response to endoplasmic reticulum stress; protein folding. NCBI's taxonomy places the organism in Eukaryota, Viridiplantae, Streptophyta, Magnoliopsida, Malvales, Malvaceae.